Molecule: messenger RNA, 3597 nt
Organism: Sander lucioperca (pikeperch)
Lineage: Eukaryota; Metazoa; Chordata; Actinopteri; Perciformes; Percidae
Product: adenosine receptor A1-like
Exons: 3
Coding region: 618-1637 (339 amino acids)
Biological process (GO): G protein-coupled adenosine receptor signaling pathway
Cellular component (GO): synapse; membrane; dendrite
Molecular function (GO): G protein-coupled adenosine receptor activity
Source: RefSeq, a predicted model, not a curated record
CACCCCCAUAGAGGGCGAGCUUUCAGGCACGUAACUUUGCAGAAAGAAGAUAAUGGCCUUUUUAUAACAAUCUGGACUCACUGGGUGACAUAAACUGGAAUUAUUUCACAAGAAACAUUUACAACGAGGAAAAUAAACAACUAAAUAAUGUCCAAAAUAUAGGAGCUAAACCCUGCUGGAGUAGCCUGAUGGCGCAAUUAUCCAAAUGACUCAGUUUCAGCAGGAAAUGAGACUAUAGUUGCGAGUAAUUCUGUUAAUUUUCCUUUGACACAUGCCUGACAUUAGGAAAAGCCACACUGUCAAUCUGUGAUUCAUUCGGUAUCGGUCCUGUCCCUCCGCCAGCAGGACGGCAGGGGCCACUUCAUUCUAGGAAUCGCCGCUUCGGACCGUAAAGAGAACAACUCCUGCCUCUUGCGCGCAGCUCGAUGUCCUGGACCCGGUCCUAAAAUACUUCAGAUCAACAGACAGUAGCCUACCUCUACCUCUGUGGGGACAUAAAACAUGCGACACCUAAGUCGGGGUGUCUCAGUAGGUGCCCACAAACUCAAACAGGGAGCUCCCUCGACGUGUUCAAGCUGUUUCUCCGCUGAGCGCACACUCUCCCAGAAACCGUGAACAUGCCUUCGGGUCUGUCUUCCUCUAAAGCCCUCUACAUCGGGAUGGAGGUGGUGAUCGCCGUGUCCUCGGUCAUCGGUAACGUGAUGGUGGUCUGGGCUGUGCGUAUUAACCGCUCUCUGAGAGAUACAACGUUCUGUUUCAUCGUCUCCCUGGCCUUGGCUGACAUUGCGGUCGGCGCUCUUGUCAUCCCCCUCGCCAUAACCAUCAGCAUCGGACUCCAGACGCACUUCUACAGCUGCCUGCUGGUCGCCUGCACAGUGCUCGUCCUCACUCAAAGUUCAAUCCUGGCGCUCCUGGCCAUCGCCAUCGACCGCUAUCUGAGAGUGAAAAUACCCAUGAGCUACAAGCGGGUGGUGACUCCUCAGCGAGCUGGCACGGCAGUAUUAUUGUGUUGGCUGGUGUCCAUCAUCGUGGGCCUCACGCCCAUGUUGGGCUGGAAUAACCUUCAGUUUCUCCGUGACAAUGGUUCCCUGGUCACUGAUGACCUCUUGGUUACCUGUGCGUUUGAGACAGUCAUCAGCAUGGACUACAUGGUCUACUUCAACUUCUUUGGCUGGGUGCUACCCCCUCUGCUCCUCAUGCUCGCCAUCUAUGUUGAAAUUUUCUACAUGAUCCAUAAGCAGCUCAACAAGAAGGUGACAGCUAGCCACACAGACCCCAGCCGUUACUUUGGCAAAGAGCUCAAGCUAGCCAAGUCGCUGGCCCUUGUUCUUUUCCUCUUUGCAGUCAGCUGGCUCCCUCUUCACAUCCUGAACUGCAUCACCCUCUUUUGCCCUGCCUGUGAAAAGCCGAUGUUCCUUGUUUACAUCGCCAUCAUCCUUACCCAUGGCAACUCGGCCGUCAACCCCAUUGUGUACGCUUUCCGUAUUAAGAAAUUCCGCACGGCAUUCCGUAAAAUCUGGAAACAGUACAUGCUUUGUCAGGAUCCAGUGGGUCGGCUUCCUCAAAGAGGGAGCCAGAGAGGACAAAGUCAUGAGAGAAGGCUAAGGCAGAAUGAUGAUGAUGAUGAUGAUGUGUGACUUUUGGCAACUAAUUGGAUUACUGUGUAACUGUUAAGUUUCACUCCACUGGUUCACAGAAUGGACAAGACUCUGGCUUUAUGUUCAUGCUCGAGGGAUUACUGGUCAGAACGGCCUUAAUGGCAUUGAAGCAUGUCAGAGGGAUGAAAGAGAUCAGGGAACUCGAUCGUGGACCGUCCAGCACACUCUAAGGAGGGCAGAAUGACCAAUAAGCAUGGAGACAUUAUAAAUCAGACUUUGAUUUAAAUAAGACUGAUUGUUUAUUUUUCCAAUGGCUGACAAAAUGAAGAUGAUGCCAUAUGAGAUAAGGGGCUUCUCAUCAAUUUUCAACACCAACCUGUUGAACUUGAAUAACUAAGUGUAUAUCUGUAGCACAUUCGGUACAAGAGUAGUGUAUGCUGUAUUGUAUUUUCUGAAUUAAAACUCACGGCCUUUUUUUAAUGUGAAUAAUCUCAAAUAUUUAAGCAUUGUAUUAUGUGCCUCAUUUACAUGCUUAGUUAUGUGGCCUUAAGAACAGGACAUGUAAUGAUAGGAACUAAGUGCAUUGUGUUAAUAGUGUGAAUCUGGUAAACCAGUGGUGGGCAAGCAGGAAGUUUGUGCAACCGGCUGGGUGCUCUGAGAUGGACACAGGAUGGACUGUAUGCUGGCUGCAUGGAUAAAAAAAUAUCCAAUUGACCCAUUUGGAAUUACAACACAGGAUCUUUGGUGCGAUUAACGUGUAGUCUGACUGCACUAAUGUCAGUUGCACAGUAACCCAUUAGACUGAUGACCCUUACAGAUGUGUAGUGCUAUCCAGCGCAUGUGAAGGUUAUGUUUUUUUUAAUGUUUUUGAGACCAUUUGACUGACAGAUACUAGCUAGUAGUUGUAGCAGCUGAAAACAGCAGUCAUGAUAAAAGAAAAAAAACUACUUAAUGCUUAACUACAUGGAAAAUGGUCAAAAACUGUGGAGCUACCUAUUAGUAACUAUAUAGCUGUAGCUAAAGGACUGUGAAUCUAAGGAAUGUUGGAGCUCCUCCGUCCAAUAAGCUUCAUUUUAACCCUGUAAUGUACCUCUACUGUACAUGUACCACCAGGCCCUUUCCACUACCAGCAGGUGUUUUCACCUUUUUACAUUCCCCCCCCCCAAUUCUUUGUGCCGAAGUAGGUAUACCAAUGUAGCAUUAUCACAUCCUCUCUGUCAUUUCCGUUACGGGCUGACAUAAAGUCAUAUAGUAUUGCCCUUAAAAAUGAGUUUUAGAAGAUAAUUUGAAUGAAUACAUGUUGAGAUGGGACUGCUGACAAUUAUAAUAUCUACUGUAUGUAACUAGAAGAUACUGUAUAAAAUUCCCCUCACUAAGCCAACACCUGUUUAUCUCUGACACGUCCUCUUACAGCUGUUGAUUGAGUAGGCAAAUUGGGAAAUCCUUCAAGCAUCUCAUUAGAUUUUUUUUAAUGACAAAUGGAGACAGGAAGGUAAGCAACAAAUGUACCAGCAUAUGGUGAGCCCUGAUUAAAAUUCCUAAUGCUAUACGUGCAUUAGCAAGGGGAAGCAUCAAAACCCACUCAGUGCUUUAUGACAGAAAUAGCAUCUCACUAUCUCCCCAUGCUUCUCUGUAUCAAGGCUAAAGCCAUCAGUGGUGAGGGGCCAUUUUUUGUGUGCGCAUUGAUCUUCCAUCUUAACAUCUGGAGGUUAUGAGGGUGUAGAAGUCCAGGGGUGAGGUAGGACAGGGUGGAAGGAUUAUUCUGUUUACAAGGGAACCAGAUUAAGUCUUUUUAUGAAAAAAGGUAGGCCAAAUUGCAACAGAAGCAAACUCAACUGAUUUUGUAUCCUCAAUAUGUCCUGAGUAAGGAAAAAAAGCCCAGAAGAAUCCCAUUAGGGGAAAGUUUCGAAAAAGACCCAAAUGUAGCCUAUUAAUACGUCUAUUCAUUCUUUUUCUCACGUGAAUAGGGUAAAAAUGUUAACCUUUAGAUAUCAGAGUU